AUGAACACGGUGAAAUCCUUCUGGCUCGGCUGGGGCUCUCUCUGUGUUGCUGGCGCCGGCGCCUACUACUUUGCCAAACGUGAAAUCAACGCCGACCGAAAGGCUAAGCUCGAAGCCCAUCGCCAGAAGCGUCAAGAUAUCCGCGCCUUGGAGUAUGGACCCUCCCAACCCAUGGUACCCAGCAGCAGCGCCGACGCUCCCUCCAGGCCCGACAAUGCCGGCUCCCCCAGCGCCGAGUCGUCCAGCAACGAUCCCUCGCCCGCCGGACAAGACCUGGGCAUCAAUUCGGCUGCCAAGCGCGAAAAGGAAGACAUCAGUCCGUACGAGAGCAAAGUUGGCUACCGCAGCCGCAAAGGCGACCGCUUCUCGUGA
Beauveria bassiana ARSEF 2860 is the source of this 372-nucleotide messenger RNA. RefSeq lists its product as uncharacterized. The record is from RefSeq and is a predicted model, not a curated record. Bases 1 to 372 code for a protein of 123 amino acids. NCBI's taxonomy places the organism in Eukaryota, Fungi, Ascomycota, Sordariomycetes, Hypocreales, Cordycipitaceae. The transcript is spliced from 4 exons.